Messenger RNA from Bactrocera latifrons, 1896 nucleotides. RefSeq names its product low-density lipoprotein receptor-related protein 8-like. Gene Ontology annotation, biological process: proteolysis. Gene Ontology annotation, cellular component: plasma membrane. The coding region runs from base 82 to 1827 and encodes 581 amino acids. Gene Ontology annotation, molecular function: serine-type endopeptidase activity; protein binding. NCBI's taxonomy places the organism in Eukaryota, Metazoa, Arthropoda, Insecta, Diptera, Tephritidae. The transcript is spliced from 7 exons. The record is from RefSeq and is a predicted model, not a curated record.
UGUCGCAGCAGUACACGGUAGUCGGAAAGCCGCUUAAGCAAACGUGUUAAUCAGUAUUAAAUAUAAAUUGUAUUACAAACAAUGUGGAAAGUUAAAUUCUUCUUAAUAAUAUUGCUUUGCUUUGUGAACUGCAUACGAGCUGAUGAUGAUGGAGAAAUAUGCGAUCACGACCAGGGCUUUAACUGUACUGAUGGUUCCACUAUCGACUGUUUGGAUGUAUGCAAUGGCAUAAAGGAUUGUAAAGAUGGUUCUGACGAAUUCUUGUGGAAUGAUAUCACAGAAAGUCCCUGUCGAAACCAGGAGUGCCCUAAUGAUCAUGUGAAGUGUAAUUAUGGCGCUUGCAUUCCAAUAGAGUACCACUGCGAUAACUAUUUCAAUUGUGCUGACAAAUCGGAUGAGUGGAAAUAUUAUUGCAACAAACAUAAAGAAAAUCCUGAAGAAUUCAAAUCGUGUGAGUCUGGCGAUUUUAUUCCAAAAAAUGAAUUUUGUAACGGAAAAAUCGAUUGUCCUAGAGAUGGCAGUGACGAAUGGCCAAAUUUGUGCAAAUUAUUACCUUGUCCGUCCAAUACGCAUUUCCGUUGCAAAUCUGGUGGAUGCAUUCCUCUAACUAAAAAAUGUAAUAACAUUAAAGAUUGUCAUGAUAAUUCGGAUGAGAAAACGUGUGGAAAUGUAAUAAAAAAUCCAGUCUCUACAACACCAAAUCAGGGCUGUCUAGUUAGACGAGAUCGAAAUUACUAUAUAAAAAAUGAGCUCGAGAAUUAUAACAUUAUUCCCGGGGGCCGAGUUCCCGUCAACACACGCAUUAUUAUUAAAUGUAGCAAUAACUUCUUCUUCCCUGAAAACAAUACCGAACAGAGAAGAAUAUGUGAAAGAAAUGGUAGGUGGGAUUCCCCACUACCGCAGUGUAUAAAAUAUUGCGAUGCAAGAAUACUAAACAACAGCAAAUCUACAACAGCCCAAUGCUCGCUUCGUGGAUCGAAGGUUGAUUGUAACAAAAUAGUACCUCGUACGGUUGCGAAAGUGUCGUGUGCUGAUGGUUAUAAAAUGCCGGAAGAACUAGGAGAUUCUGCUUCUUAUGAGAUGACUUGCGAACGUGAUGGAAAAUGGAGUAAAAGGAAAGACAAUUGUGAACCGAUUUGCGGUCGUUAUGCAUCGGAUAACGCAUCAGUAGCUCCAUGGCACGUCGGUGUCAAAACAUAUUUGAACCAGAGGUGCGGAGGUACUAUUGUCUCUCCAAGUAUUGUGAUAACUGCUCUACAUUGCGUCCAAUUUGAAGAUGAUACAGCUCUUAGCGUCGACAAAGUUGUAGUGAUAAUCGAUGGAAAUUCAGUUAAUGUGUCGGAUAUCUUCGGAGGAGGAGACAUCGAUGUUGCCCUACUAAAACUAAGCGAAAUACUUACUUUGAGUAAGAGCAUAAGACCGAUAUGUAUAACUGAGAGCGUAUAUAUUGCAAGCUCCACAAAAGCAUUUCUUCAUGGUUGGCCGAAAGAUACAAAGAAAAUCACAGAAGUAUUUCAUAAAACCGAACUGGAUGUAUUGCCUCGUCGUAACUGUAGCGCCAAAUUGAAUGGAAGGUAUAUUUGUGUGCGCCCUGCAUAUAAACUUCACAGAAAUGAAACCCUGUGCGAAGGAGAUAGUGGAAGCGGGAUCACUGCCGAAAGCGACGGCGUGAACUAUAUAAUUGGCAUACUUAGUUUUAAGCCCGCCCGCAAUGAUGACUGCACAAACGAGCCUAUUGUUGCCGUCAGGUUUAACCAAAUACCAGAAUUACAGAAAACUAUGAUAAGCUCGGACAAAGAACCUUUGUAUGAAAUGGAAAAUAUGUAGAAAUCUAAUGGCAAAGUAAAGAUUUCAAAGGUUUCGACAUUGAAAGAAAUAAAUACAUACAUAUGCACA